Molecule: messenger RNA, 3123 nt
Organism: Episyrphus balteatus (marmalade hoverfly)
Lineage: Eukaryota; Metazoa; Arthropoda; Insecta; Diptera; Syrphidae
Gene: mio
Product: GATOR complex protein MIOS
Exons: 15
Coding region: 501-3050 (849 amino acids)
Biological process (GO): cellular response to amino acid starvation; positive regulation of TORC1 signaling
Cellular component (GO): cytoplasm
Molecular function (GO): protein binding
Source: RefSeq, a predicted model, not a curated record
CCUAAUAGGGGGGUUCACAUUGACUAACUUACCGGACAGACCAGCCGCCAUUUGGUCUGAUCUGAUGCUGUUUUGAUAGUGUGAACACCCAUCCGACAGCCUGUCCGGUUUGCCGGAUGGUUUUCAAAAAAUUUUGAUUUUUUGGUGGUCGGACGAACAUGUUAGUCAAUUAAACGACAUGUCUGUCCGGCAGACAGUGAUAAUCCAUUGUCUCUAAUUUGAGAGCAGAAUAGGGUAAAGAUAUAUUAAAAAUAAGCUGAAAAGUGGGUUUUGAUGAAAAUUGUCUGAUGAGUGUGAACGAAAAAUAUAAUUCGGCCAUCAGGCCAAAUGACAACGGGUCUGUCCGGUAAGUUGGUCAAUGUGAACCCCCCUAAUAAAAGAACAGACCAAAGUUGCAAUUUUGUGAUAUAAAUAAAUAGGAUAAACAUUUCGUUUUGAUUAAGGUAUAGGGUUGCUAUUAAAAGUUCAAUAAACAAAAUUUUCUUAUUUAUUUUACGCAAAUGAAUGGAAUUAUUCAUGGUUUGAGUUGGUUUCCCAACGCCGAUGAGAAGUUUGUUACUUGGGGGCAGGAUAUUAGUCUCUAUAAAGUGAUACCUAAGAACGACAAUGAACCAUUAAGAAAUCGUGAUCUCCAAUUAUCUUCCAAACAUACUGCUACAUUUCUUGCCUCUGAAAGUCGCUAUCAAUAUGUUAGAUGUUUGCAGCCUUCUUAUCAUAAAGACACUAUUUUGGCAGUCGGAUUGGCCGAUGGAAAAGUUGGAAUUUGCAACUUUAAUUCAGGCUCAGAUCAAAACUCGGAAUUCACUCCAAGACAACAGCGAUCGUGUUUGUGUCUCGCAUGGAAUCAUAUAGAACCAAAUGUCUUGGCCAUUGGGCAUGAUCGAAAUAGAUCUGACUGUUGUAUUACUAUAUGGGAUACUGGAAGUGGUUUUCCAAAAGAAACACCUCAAUUUUUCGGUUUAUCGGAGUCUGCUCAUUCUUUGUGCUGGGACAGCAAUCACCGUGCUCUUGUCGCUGGAAUGAGCCAAAAAAUGAUAAAACUCUUCGAUUUAAGACAAAACUCUCCAACUUGUACUUCAAUAAACACAAAAGCCGUUAAUGGUCUUGCAGUCUCGGGUAAUGGCAACUACCUGAGUAGUUUUUUAGACUCAGUUAUACUUUUGUGGGAUCUUCGAAGCAUCGAUAAACCUCUUAAACAAAUUCAAUGUUCCAAGGACAAUAUUUUAGUAACUUGGUGCCCCAAUAAACCUAAUCUUUUGUCUUCCUUACAACGUGACUCUCCAUUUAUAUACAUUUAUGACAUUCAUGCUGUCGAUGUAGAAAGUGCCAGAGAAUUGUAUCACACCAAAAAUCAAUACACACCCUUCCAGUCGAAGUUGUAUUCAUCGAACAAAAAUACAGCCAUUUCAUCAGCAUCCUGGCAUCCAAUAGACAACGAAAGAAUAUUGGUAUUAUCUGAAUCAGGUAGCUUAACCGAUUUUCGAAUACCUCCAAAAAUUGUAAUGUCAUGGAAUAAUCAAUUGAAAAUCUCCACUGGACUUGUUAUGCGGCCAUUAAAUCCUCCGAUUUCCUCUCAAGUGAGCGUAGAUUCUUCACAAAUGGCUUUGAUUUCUUCUUAUCGUUUUGCUGAGUUUAUAGAUGACGAUAUUUCUGAAACUAUUCGAAUAAGGGCACAACACAAUUACGGAUUAAAGGCUGAAUUAAGACAUUUUGGAGAUUUUCUCAAUAGUAGUUAUCUAAAAAAUGUUUGGAAAGCCCUUUUACACAUCUAUCGAGGGGAAAGAUUAAUUGGGUUGAAAAAUGUUCUAAAAAUAAGUCUAACUACACAAAAUCAAGGUGAAGAACUUGUCCCAUCAACAGGACUAGAAUCACACGUACUGCAAUGGCCAGAUUCUAUAAAGAAUACUAACAAUCUUGUGUGCUAUAGGAGUGAACAACGUGAUGCUGCCCUUAAGCUGUGUGGAUGGACUUCUGAUCAAGAUAUGGAUAGAUUUAUUCGAUCCCUGUGUGAUAACAAAGAAUAUUCGAGAGCCGCUAUGAUUUGUACGUUUCAUUUAAAAAUUCAACAGGCCUGUGAAAUUCUUUCAAAGGCUGAGGAUCAGUCUGAUGAUCACAGCAUGUAUCGAAUAGCUGCAAUUGCAUUAUAUAGCUUUAAUGCCGAUCAAGACAAUAACGCAUGGAAAACUCAAAGAAUCAACGCCAAUAUGCAAAUUCAAGAUCCUCAUUUGAGAGUAAUCUUUUCAUUUAUAACAAUAGAAAAUGAAAAUUUUGAAGCUGUUUUGAAAGAGGAACAGAUACUGUUAUCGGAUAGAAUUGCCUUUGGUUGUAAAUAUCUCAGUGAAAAUAAAUUAGCUGAAUAUAUUAAAUCCUGUAUUCAAACAUCAAUCGAAAAGGGUGACUUGAAUGGACUUUUAUUAACUGGAGAAUCAGCCGAGGGAAUAAAUAUUAUGCAAAGCUAUAUUGAUAGAACAGAAGAUGUCCAAACUGUUUCACUAAUUGCCAUAUGGUUCUUUCAAAGUGGUCUCUUCUCAGAUAGUCGAAUUCAAUAUUGGACUUCUAGUUAUUUAAAUCUUCUUGAUUCUUGGCGUCUUUGGGAAAAACGGGCAGAGCUGGAGAUUAAUAUGCAAAACAUUCGUUCUGUUCCUACAACAUCACGAACUGUUUUUCUUCUUUGUAACUUUUGUGGAAAGUCCGUCUCAUCUGCCUUGCAAGACGACGCAAGACUGCGAAAUGUUAGCUCCAAUGUCAAUAAGCUUUCAUCCUGUCCAAGCUGUCGCAAACCUUUGCCCCGUUGUUCCUUAUGCCUUCUGCACAUGGGGACAAAUGUCCAUUUUCCACCUCAAAGCGCAUUUGGCCAUGAAGGCCUUGGUUGGCAAUCAAAAUCAUUUUCGAAAUGGUUUUCCUGGUGUCAAACUUGUCGUCAUGGAGGACAUACUGAACAUAUCAUGCAGUGGUUUAGUCAAAACUCUGAAUGUCCUGUGGCAUUGUGCUCCUGUAAAUGUUUUGACAUGGAUGGUACAAUUCCUAAGAGCUACCGUGAUGUGUCGUAAAUAAUGAAAACAAUUUAAUAUGUAAAACAAUUUACAAAGUUAAUAAUAACAUUUUUAACUGUUUUUUAAAUGA